AUGGCUUCCACAACAUACAGCCCUCGGGUCCGCUCCGGGUCGCAGACCUCGAUAGGCACACCCAUCUUGGCCGCUCAGAAUGCUCUACUGAGGCGUGCCCGUACCCACCAAUAUCCAACAAGCCAGCCUACCAUCCAGCCAACCUCGGCGCCAUCUUCAUAUCCAGCAUCUUAUACAGCUCCUGCAAUGUUCCCCAACGACUCGCCACUUUUGUCUCCGGAAGCCGGGGGGUUCACCAUCAGCAGCUCUGCCAAUGCCUCGCCGGACUACCACCGAGGACGGGAUAUCGAGCAGUUUCCCAUCCCGCCACCUUUUUCUCUGGGAGAGGCAUUGCUGUCGCGGAAACCAAGCGCCAAUUCUCUCACGCAUCCCAGUACUGCUCCGCCUAGUGCAAUGGCCAGCGUUUUGGCCGAAAAGAACGACGUCGGCGGCAAGGGUCUCAUGAGGCGACUCUCGAACCGCGCUCAUCGGCUAGCCAGGCCGCGGCGCACAUCGUCGGUGGCGCCGAGAAGUCGAGAUGGAAGUGUUGGGCCAGGGAUCAUGCGACGUCGUAGCGACAGUACCAACACGGCACCGCCAAUGGAUCCCUUCACCUUCGGCAUCGACUCUGACGAUGAGUUUGCAGAUGAGCGCCUCGACCUUACCUCACCCCCGUCUGUCUUUGGUGGCGAGAGCAUGAUCCGCGAUUUAUCGUCCGGCAGCACCGCAGCAUCCAUGUCAGGUUCCGGCCCCUUCUUCGACACGCCGCAGGCACCCAUCAUACCUCUUGCCCUGAUCAAGGGUACGGAGAUGAGCAAGGUUUCGAAGAAGAACAAGCUCAACAGGCUCAAGCGCGUCGUGCUGACACUGGAAUCAGAGACUGGUAAACUCAUUUGGACAGCCAAGAACAAGCAAAAGUGUCUCUACAUCGAUAACAUCAAGGAGAUCAGGACGCGGUCAGACAUCCGGCAGACACGCCUUGACCAUGGCAUUGCCGAGAUAGAAGAAGGCCGAUUCUUCAGCAUAUUCUACGCGUCAGCGGAAAAGUCGCGGGCCAAGGUCAUGCAUCUCAUCGCGGACGACGAAGAGACAUUCACGCACUGGGUCACCUCGCUAGACUCGGUCUCCAAGCACCGUGAAGUUCAGAUGGCUUCUUUGAUGGCGUUCAAUGAUGGCGCCGUCUUCAACUUCUGGCAAAACGAAAUGCUGAAGCAUUUCGAAGGCAGAAAUCACACGGCAGAAGAAGAGGUGAUGGACUUUUCCGCCGUCCAGAGAGCCUGCCGGAAUCUACACAUUCACAUACCACUCAAAGACUUGAAAACCAAGUUUAUAAUCGCAGACAGCAACCAGACAGGAAAGCUCGACUACGCCCAGUUCAGAGUGCUUGUGAGCGAGAUGAAACGCCGCGGCGACAUCCGAAAGAUCUACCUGUCGAUCGCAGCUGAUCCGGAGCGAGGCAUCACCUGGCCGGAGUUUGCCGCGUUUCUCCACGAAGAGCAAGAUGAAGAAGUUGCGGCGAAUGCAGAUCUUUGGGAGUCGAGAUUCAACCACUACGCGCGCCGUUAUCGAAACCGUACCCUGGAGCCCGCCACACCUGACAUGAGGGCACUUAGGCUCACAGAGCAGGGGCUUUCCGCCUAUCUCACCUCGAAGGACAACUGCACGCUCACCGCGGCUCCCGCGACAUACUCUUUCGACCGUCCAAUCAAUGAGUACUUUAUAUCCAGCUCACACAACACGUAUCUUGUGGGGCGGCAAGUCGCCGAUGACUCGUCCCUCGAGGGCUACAUCACGACACUCGUCCGUGGCUGUCGUAGUGUCGAGGUUGACUGUUGGGACGGAUCUGACGGUCAGCCAACCGUCAAGCAUGGAUGGGCCCUAACCAAUCCCAUAUCAUUCCGCGAAGUCAUGUUCACAAUCAACAAAUACGCAUUUACUGCCAGCCCGUUUCCCCUGUGGAUUUCCCUCGAGGUGCACUGUAACAAAGAGCAACAAGAGAUCAUGGCCGAGACGAUCAAGGAGAUCUUUGGGGUACGCCUCGUGACAGCACCCCUCGACCCUGCCUCGGAUAAGCUCCCGACGCCGUCAGAGCUCAUGGGCCGUGUCCUCAUCAAAGUCAAGCAGACCGCCGAGAAGUAUGGCGGACCUAGCAAUGCCGAACCGACAGGCCGUCGUCGUGGCAACAGCCUGACAUCGCCCUUUGCCAAGCCGGUGGCUCUGGACAACAGCAGUAUCCCUAUUCAGAAGCUGGGCUCUAGUCCCUUGCUUGGCCCAAGCCAGACCGCUCGCAGAACCAUGGCUAAACGUGUAGACACUAUCAACGAGGGGGAGGUCCACGAUACGGUCAGCAGCAGCACCAGUGAAGGCGAGAGCGACGAUGACCGCCAACGCCAGAAGCAGAAGACGAGCAAAAUCGUCAAGUCUCUCGGCGAGCUUGGCGUCUACUGCUCCGGGGUCAAGUUUCAGGGGUUCGAGUCUGAGAACUGCAAGAAGGCGAAUCACAUCCUGUCCUUUAUGGAAGGCACAUUCCGCAAGCACACCAAGGCUACCGAAUCCAAGGCCGCCCUCCAGCGGCACAACAUGCGCUUCAUGAUGCGUGUUUACCCACAAUUCAACCGAGUUUCGUCCAACAACUUCAACCCUUUGAUGUACUGGAGGAAAGGCGUCCAGAUGGCGGCUCUGAACUGGCAGACGUUUGACCGCGGCAUGCAGUUGAACCAAGCCAUGUUCGAUGGGGGCACGGAUCAGUCCGGCUACGUGUUGAAGCCCUCGCCGAUGAGAGAAUUCCGCAUCCUCCACAGCCCCUUGCCACCGGAUGCUGUCGGCAAGCUUGAGCGUGCCAACAUGACUUUUACCAUCAGUGUCAUCUCAGCCCAGCAGCUAAUGCGACCUGCUUCACUGCCUCAGAACCGCACGAUGGAUCCAUAUGUCGAGGUCGAGAUCUUCCAUGCCAAUGACAAGCGCGACAAGCAUGACAGUAUGGCGGGUAUCCCGAUUUUGACCGACACCCCCCUCAAAGUCCAUACCCCUGUUGUGUGUGGCAAUGGCUUCAAUCCCACCUUUGACACAGACUUCCCGUUCAACAUCACUACUAAAUAUCCGGAACUGGUUUUCAUCAAGUGGAGCGUGAAGCUCUCUGGUGACGGAGAGACGGUCCAUGACCGAAACAUCACCCUUGGCACCUAUACCGCAAAACUGAGUAACCUCAAACGAGGCUACCGAACUCUGCCGUUGCUAGACUCGAACGGCGACCAGUUCCUCUUUUCGACACUCUUUUGCGGGAUCAAAGUUGACCCGGCCACGAGUGUCUACGUCAACCGUGAGGUGCAGGCUGCACCCGUGGGCAAGUUCAAACAUGUGCGAACCGUCUUCAGCCGAGCAGCAGCUACAAACAAGAGCGUCAUCGACAAAGCAAGCUUUGAAAAGGGCAGCUUUGAAAAGCAACAAGUCGAACGAACGACAUACGAGGGCACCUGA
This is a messenger RNA of Microdochium trichocladiopsis, 3456 nucleotides long. RefSeq names its product phosphatidylinositol-specific phospholipase C. Lineage: Eukaryota; Fungi; Ascomycota; Sordariomycetes; Xylariales; Microdochiaceae. The record is from RefSeq and is a predicted model, not a curated record. The transcript has a single exon. The coding region runs from base 1 to 3456 and encodes 1151 amino acids. Gene Ontology annotation, molecular function: phosphatidylinositol-4,5-bisphosphate phospholipase C activity; calcium ion binding. Gene Ontology annotation, biological process: lipid metabolic process; phosphatidylinositol-mediated signaling.